AACCAUGUAAAUAACCUCCAUAGCCAGAAGCCGUACAAAGCAGACUCAUAAAAGGACUAUCAAGCGCAGGAAACAGCAUAACACAGAGCGGAAAAAAAUGGCAGCGAAGGCUGUUGUUUGCUAUGGUAGCUCAACUUCUAGCACCACACUUCGUCCAGUUCUUUGUCCUCAACAGCUUAACAAGAGGGGGGUUUUUGCAGUGCAUUCUCGGAGAUGUAGCAUCAAUAUCAAUCACAAAAGUUUGAGCUUUCGCCCAAAAACGUCUCUGAGAUGGAAUUUGGAGGCUACAGGAAUUCCAACUUCAGUUCCAGUAAGAGUGGCACAUGAACUUCAUCAAGCUGGACACAGAUAUCUGGACGUCAGGACUCCUGAUGAGUUUAGUGCUGGACAUGCAGCAGGAGCAAUUAACAUUCCUUAUAUGUACAGAGUUGGAUCAGGAAUGACCAAGAACCCCAAAUUUGUGGAGGAAGUAUCGUCACAUUUCAGAAAACAUGAUGAAAUUAUUGUCGGUUGCCAGCUUGGGAAAAGGUCUAUGAUGGCUGCAACUGAUCUUUUAGCAGCUGGUUUUACUGCAGUGACCGACAUUGCUGGUGGAUUUGCUGCCUGGACACAGAAUGGACUUCCAACAGAUAAUUAACUUCUGUUUACGGGAAUUACGUCCAUUACCGCAAUAAACUUUAAAGAUAAGAGAUAGGUGAUGUGCAGGACGCCACUCGUCAAUGUUUUAGUAGCAGCAUACAACAUUACAAAUCCUGCUGUAAAGCUUACUGAAAACGCAUGGCAAGUGCUGUGAAAAUUUGUCAUGAAAAGAACUGUAUGAAAUGGAACAUUUGUGUAAUAUAAAACAUCUUAAAAUUGUACAGAAAGUUCUCUACUUGUGGAUCAGUUUGUUUAUGCAA
Molecule: messenger RNA, 899 nt
Organism: Populus euphratica (Euphrates poplar)
Lineage: Eukaryota; Viridiplantae; Streptophyta; Magnoliopsida; Malpighiales; Salicaceae
Product: thiosulfate sulfurtransferase 16, chloroplastic-like
Exons: 7
Coding region: 98-637 (179 amino acids)
Source: RefSeq, a predicted model, not a curated record